Rhincodon typus (whale shark) is the source of this 1305-nucleotide messenger RNA. RefSeq names its product cysteine/serine-rich nuclear protein 2-like. The record is from RefSeq and is a predicted model, not a curated record. Gene Ontology annotation, cellular component: nucleus. The transcript is spliced from 5 exons. Gene Ontology annotation, molecular function: DNA-binding transcription factor activity, RNA polymerase II-specific; sequence-specific DNA binding. Gene Ontology annotation, biological process: regulation of transcription by RNA polymerase II. The coding region runs from base 538 to 1305 and encodes 255 amino acids. Lineage: Eukaryota; Metazoa; Chordata; Chondrichthyes; Orectolobiformes; Rhincodontidae.
UGUCUAUAAAUAGCAGCGCUGUGGAACGCUGAGUCUAUUGUUAUAGAUAGGUCGGUACAUUGUAGCUGGUUAGAGCAGGGGCUGCGGUAAGUCAGUUUCACCAACUUAGUUACCUUCCUUCGCAGCCUCUACCCUUCUGCACCCAAGCCGUCGCCUGCUAACUCCCUCCAUUUGAUCGCAGCAAACCCAAGCACCCCCACCGGCCAAAAAAGAACAUUUUCAUUAACACGAAUCUGUUUGGAAAAAAGGUUGACAGCAUAUUGUAUGAAAAGCUGUUGUGGAGGAAAAAAAGGACUCGCCCAGCCAAGCGCCAUUUAAAUCCCCGUACAGCACUCACAUAGGAGGGAAACUGCCGAUUAUAAUCUACAUUUCAGACAUUGCUGAGCCUGGUCGUGUGAGGGAGUUGAAUAAACAACUGUUGAGCUGCAGGCAUGAAAUCAGUGGCAGCUGACAUUCUCAAGCUUAGUGAUGUCUCUGUCCAGGUCGCUCGAUGUCACCAGCAUUGGCUAGGAAAAUGGGUGACUCCACAGGUGAGAAAUGGAGAUGGCUGUCAGCAUAAAGCGCAAAUUCGAAGAGGUAGAUGGUUCGUCAUUGUGUUCUUCACCCAAGGAAUCGGAUGAUGACAUUUCCAGCAGUGACAGUGCAGACAGCUGUGACAGCCUCAACCCUCCCACCUCCAGGGAGCUGAGCCCAACUUCAAUCUUGAAGAAGCAGAAGCGGCUGAGAGUGAAGAAUGUUCGUUUUGACCAGGUCACUGUCUACUACUUCACACGCCGUCAAGGGUUCACCAGUGUGCCAAGCCAGGGAGGUAGUUCCCUGGGCAUGGCCAGGCGCCACAACUGCAUCCGCAGAUACACACUGUGCGAGUUUGCACAGGAGCAGGAACACCUCCACAGGGAAAUGCUCCGUGACCACCUGAAGGAGGAGAAACUCAAUGUGCGAAAAAUGAAGUUGACAAAGAACGGUACAAUUGAGUCGGAGGAAGCCAAUGUACUCACGAUUGAUGACGUUUCUGACGAUGACAUUGAUGUGGACAGUAUUGAGGUAGAUGACUAUUUCUUUUUACAACCACUACCCACAAAAAGGCGAAGAGCGUUAUUACGUGCAUCAGGCGUCAACAGGAUUGAUACCGAGGAAAAGCAUGAGCUGCGAGCCAUUCGCUCGUCCAGAGAGGAAUGCGGGUGCGACUGUAGGUUUUACUGUGAUCCUGAAGUGUGCCCCUGUAGCAAAGCAGGAAUCAAAUGCCAGGUAAGGUCAAAGCUUAUGGCCAAUAGAAGUGACUAUUAUACAACCUCAGGAGAUUAA